CAACUUUUCUUUGAAUUUGGUUUGAAAUAAAAACUUGCAUAAGAAAUGUCAAAAGCCACAACAAUCAAAGAAGCUCUGAAACGUUGGGAGGAACGUGAACAACAAAGUGCCGUUGAGUCAAAAGUAAUCGAGUUACAAUUUCAAUGGCCGCCAGUUGAGAAAAUGGACAAUACGCUUAGCACAUUGAUCAACUGUGAACGUCUCAGCUUGUCCACGAAUAUGAUAGAGAAGAUUUUCGGUUUGAAUGGCAUGAAAAAUUUGCGUGUGCUCUCGUUGUCGCGAAAUUAUAUUAAAAAUGUCUCAGGAUUGGAGGCAGUCGGCGAUACGCUCAUCGAAUUAUGGCUUAGUUACAAUUUGAUCGAGAAGCUGAAGGGUCUCUCAGUCUUAAAAGCUCUUAAAGUGCUUUAUAUAAGCAAUAAUUUAAUUAAAGAUUGGAGUGAGCUCAGCCGUUUACAAGAGUUGGAAACCCUCGAGGACCUGGUGGUGGUAGGCAAUCCUAUAUCCGAAGGCAUGGAUGAGACAACAUGGCGCGCAGAAUGUAUAAAACGUUUGCCCACAAUUCGGAAAUUGGAUGGUGAACCGGUGGUGCUGAACGAGGAGCCAACUUUGUAAAUUAAAUAGUUACAUAUAAAUAUGUUUAAAAUCAUACGGAGCUGGAUGUUAGAAUUUUUUAAAAGUACGUUCGGAUUUACGAAAGAAAAAAAAUUACCAGUAGUUAUUUGCACAUAGGGAAAAUUCACCUACUUUGUCGAAAUUAGAUAGAAAAGGGAAGCGAAUAAUGAAUGAACGAAUUCCCUCCUGUCAUCGAACAAGCAGCGUCUAGGCACCCAUAUUACUGUUGACAGUAUCAUUUCAAAACAAGUAAGGGAUUUCGUUUUUUAGGAAUCAGCAUUAAUACCGAUAACACUGUAGGGAAAAUGUUAAGUUUUGAGAUGGAACAAAAAAAAAAUGCUGAAAUACGUAAACUUAAUUUGAGUCGUCGAUUAAGGAUCUAUUUUUCCGUUUUCCAG
Molecule: messenger RNA, 1010 nt
Organism: Rhagoletis zephyria (snowberry fruit fly)
Lineage: Eukaryota; Metazoa; Arthropoda; Insecta; Diptera; Tephritidae
Gene: ODA-Dnal1
Product: Outer dynein arm dynein axonemal light chain 1
Biological process (GO): outer dynein arm assembly
Cellular component (GO): cytoplasm
Molecular function (GO): dynein heavy chain binding; alpha-tubulin binding
Source: RefSeq, a predicted model, not a curated record